AUGGCCUCAUUCCGGAAUAAAGAAGCUUCUAUCCGGAAUCUUGAAACUCAGAUUGGCCAGCUAUCAAAGCAGUUCACUGAAAGAGUUCAAGGAACUCUUUCAGGUAACACUAUUCCAAAUCCAAGUAGGGAACACUGCAAUGCAAUUACUACUAUGAGUGAGAAAGCCAUUGAACCUGUGGAAAAAGAAAAGGGAGUUGCUAAAGAAUCUGCUGUAGAGAAAUCUGUUCCUGAAAAGAAAGAGUUCAAAUGGGAGAAAAAGAAAGCUCAAGAAAGGCAAGAAAAGCCAUUGGAGCUCUCACCUUAUGCAAAGAUUCCAUAUCCGCAGAGGUUCAGAGAGGAAAUCAAAAAGCAGCAGUAUUCCAAGUUCCUUGACAUUUUCAAGAAGUUGCAAAUCAAUAUCUCGUUUACUGAAGCCUUGGAGAACAUGCCCAAUUACGCAAAGUUCAUGAAAGAUCUUCUAUCACGAAAGCGUAAGCUACAAGAAUGUGAGACGGUGACGCUGACAGAGGAAUGCAGUGCCAUUAUCCAGAAAAAGUUGCCUCCAAAGCUUAAAGAUCCAGGAAGAUUCAGCAUUCCAUGCAACAUAGGCAAUAUGGAAGUGAAAAAUAUUCUAUGUGAUCUCGGUGCCAGCAUCAACGUGAUGCCACUAUUUAUGAUGAAGAAACUGGGGAUCACUGAAGUAAGGCCAACCAAGACAAUAGUUCAACUGGCUGACCGCUCUACAAAGCAAGCUUAUGGCAUUAUUGAGGACAUACUGGUAAAGGUUGACAAAUUCAUCAUUCCUGUUGAUUUUGUCAUCCUUGAUAUAGAGGAAAAUUCUACUAUUCCUAUGAUCUUCGAAAGACCUUUCUUGGCAACCUCAGGAGCGCUGAUUGAUGUAUCGAAAGGCGAGUUGAUCUUAUGGGUAGACGGGGAGCAAGCAAUUUUCAAGUUCUUUGAUAAAGAAGUCCCUUCACCUAUAAUUCAACCGCAAGAUCAAAAUGGUGACAGACACAUCCACAGAGAAGGGUAG
This is a messenger RNA of Gastrolobium bilobum, 1014 nucleotides long. RefSeq lists its product as uncharacterized. The transcript has 3 exons. The record is from RefSeq and is a predicted model, not a curated record. Lineage: Eukaryota; Viridiplantae; Streptophyta; Magnoliopsida; Fabales; Fabaceae. Bases 1 to 1014 code for a protein of 337 amino acids.